UGAGGCCCACAUAUUUUCAAAAGGAGCAAACAAGUGAACGAAAGAUUUCAAUUUGUUUCCGCCAACCUAACUUAAAUUCAAAUUGGAGCCCGUUGCUCCAAAAUAAAUUACUCCAAAAGUAUUCUUAAAUCGCGGGUACUCGGACUUGCUCCGUUUGGCUAUAGCCAUCGAUAGGUUAUGCCUUAAUCCGAGCCUGCGUUUACCGAUAGCCCCGGGCACACGUGUUUGUCCGGCGUGGUACACUCAGGGUGUCAGAGAAGACGGACCGCGGGGUGACUGGUUGUAUAUGCAUAUGCACGGUGACACGAAACGGGAAAACAGUGGGGAAAAAGAGCGAAAGCUCGCGGUGAAAGCGAAUCGAAGGGACAGAAUACGGGGGGAAGGUAGACCGGGGACAGUGUCGUUCGGUUCCCACGACGCGAGUUGUUCGUUCGUCGCGCGUCGAUACCGGUGAUCGUGGAUGAACGUUCGCUUUUUUCGAAAGGAAAAUUUGGAAUGUAAGCGGCGGAACAACGGCAACGGCAGUGGCUGCGCGGCUGCAACGACAGCGACAGCGACGACGGCGACGGCGACGGGGCGACCGGACGGGUGGAGUGUGCAGCAAGAGGGAGGGAGCGCGCGCGGAGGAUCACUCUCGCUUUCGUUCGGGCUCUCCGUCUCUCUUUCUCUACCCUGUCCCUCUCUCAAACCCACUCUCUUCGCCUCUCUGACGCUGCUCUCUGACGCUGUUCGCCGACGGAAAGAGAAAGGGAGACGAAGAAGGAGAGCGAGAGAGACGCGAGAGUAGCGUCGCGCGGAAACAGAGCCGGAGCGCGCGCAGCCUGCGCAACAAAGAGAGAAAACAGCUCGACCAACCGAAGAAACCGGGAAGGAGAAGGAUCGUACAAAUCAACCGCCUUCUAACAAGCCACAUUAACCUCAAGUGAUUUCUAUUUUCUUACGAAGCGCGAAAGAAGUAAUUAGUGUGUUUAUAUCGACGUAAAGGGGAAGGAUAAACAAAACGAGAAAAGAAAAAAAAAAUAUUCCAAGAGCUUAGGUUCGAGAAGAAGAGGAAGACGACAAAGGAUUAAGAGCUAUAGUAUCUAAUUAGUGUACAAAUUAUAUCUGAAGUAAAUAACAAAAAGUGAACAAAAAUAAAAAGUCCGCCAGUGCCAAAUCAAAUAGACGAAAGGGAAACAAGUAACGAUCGUUAAGCGAGCAAACAAAAAGGAAGAGGAAAGACAAACGAGCUAAAGAAGAAAAAGAGAAGGAAAGAAAACGGAAAACGCUGAAACGAUACGAAAGAUAGUAUAAAAACUGCGCGAUAAAGGGGGGAAAAACCGUAAACCAAAGAAUCUACCAUUUCAUUUUUCUACUAAUCACUCAGCAAGUAACGAUACUCACUAACCAGCGAGGGGGACGCAUCGUCGAUCUCUUCGCGAGCAGAUAUAAAUUAAGAGCAAACCGACCGACAAAGUUUUUUCUAAGCUAUAUAGAAGUUUUAAUUAAGCACUAAGUAAGGGUUAACAAUUUGAAGAAAAAGAAAAGAAAAGAAAGAGAAAAGCGAAAAGAACGCACCCACCGAGCGAGUGUCUAUCGGGAAGUCCCAUCCAAAGCGAGUGCAGACGGAGGAAACGCAGGUCGCCCUAUAUAUCCAGAGACACGGGGGGACUCGCGCAUAAUUACUCCCAGAGAAACCGAUCUACUUCAGUUCGUAGCCUAAACCUGUUGAGUACAAACGACAGAAAUAGAGUUAUAGAGAUAGAGAGUGGUAGAGGUAGAGGAGCAAGCGAGCAAGUGAGGAUACGAGCGUGCGCGCGAGAGAUAGAGAUAAAGCUAAGAGGGCAAACUAUAGAAGGGAGGAUUAAUCGAGGGAAGACGGGUACAAGUGAUAGAGUCAGGAAGAAUUCUACCUAGAGAAGCAGAAAAUUUGACGCGUACCAAGAAGAUAUCAGAGUACAUGUGAUAAUACCGAGGAGCCAAUCAGGCGAGGCAAAUAAAUCAGCGUAGCCAUUCGAACGUUCCUCCUAGAGGAAUUCUUCCAGUAAAAGUAACUUGGCGAAUUGCGAUCCCGAUCCAAGCCAGAUGUCAAGGUGCUGCGAGCGGUCGAUUCGGCUAACGAGCGUCCAGUCACGAUCCUAGAGGGAUCGAGGGGUCGUGUUCCGCGAGCGAGGUGUUCCAUCCAGCCAGAGGAGACAACGAAGCAACCUAGUGGAACGGUAACGCGAACCUCCUGCGAGCAGGGGGCUCGAGUCGCGAUGACGCGACGGGGAAGAUGAGCACAGAGGUAACGAAGGAGGUCGGCGCCACCGAGAGGGUAGCAGGCAGCCCUCCGGCGGCGGUAGCGACCUCGCCGAGCUCGGUUGGUCCGGGUGAUCCGGCGCGGCACCUGCCGCCGUUCAGCAGCUUCGCCGGGGACAACGCGAUGGACAGCUCGACGACACUGACCACUCUUCACCCACAGGACGUGGGGCUGGGUCUGACGUCCUCCUGGGACUACUACGAGGGCCUGACCGGCCGACUGAUCGACUCUCGCGGCGAGGUAGUGCUGGCCAGCCAGUACAGGCCCUGGGAGUCGAAAAACGCCGGCGGUGGACCUGGCGAGGGUCUGCCAAGCUUCGCCAGCCAAUUCACAGCUCCCAGCGAAGCCGAACCCCAAUUGACGGCGCUCACUCCAUUGUCGCCAGCCUCGAUAUCGCACUCGCCACCUGUCACGUCGGCCGUCGGGUUGCCCAGCUUCCACACGCUCGGAACACCGCUACCGGCGCCUCAUCCGCACAGAGGUAGCGUUGGGUAUCCCCUGGUGCCCGCGCCCGUCCAGGCCAGAGAGGUGCCCGCCCUUCAGCAGCAGCUACUAGAUGAGAGGCACAUACAAUUGCUAGGCUCGAGCCCCGUCCAGGCGUUCCCGCCACCGCCCCCGGGACAUCCCCAUCACACCGUGCUGACGGUGGUCAAGCCUGAGUACCCGCAGUUGCAUCACGCCAACUUCCAGAACCCGAUGUCCACGGUACUCGACUCCACGCCCACGUCCAGGCCGAUCGGGAUCGACGGCCGCAAGAAGGAACGUAGAAAAAUACGCGCCGGCUCCAUGGAGUCGGAGGACAGCGCUGGAGCAGGGAACGUGGAGAGCUCGGGGCAAGUGGCCGCCGUUUCCUCGACGGCGAACAGAGGACCGCAUCACAUGGGCGGAGGGAUGACGGAUCCCGACGGGGACGGCGGACUCAGCGACAAACCGGCCAAGAAGAAGCGCAAAAGGUGCGGGGAGUGCAUCGGUUGCCAACGCAAGGACAACUGCGGGGACUGCGCGCCCUGCAGAAACGACAAGAGCCACCAGAUCUGCAAGAUGAGGCGGUGCGAGAAACUCACCGAGAAGAAGCACCUGUACCAUCUGCAAACGGGCGAGGGUGCGUUCAGAGAGAGGGGGAGGGGCCGAGGCAAAGGUGCAACGAGGAGUUAUCGAAAGAUCGCCCGGCAAGUAAGCACACCGGACAGCGCACCUGCAGGCUUAGGCAGUCCCCAGGCUGGCAUCGGGCUGCAGCAGCAUCAGCAACAACCGCAACAACAAACGCCACAAACGCUCCAUCAACCGGAUCCCAUGCAGCAGUCCAAGGACAAUUUGAAUCCCGCGGCCAACCAGCAGACCGGGGGCCUUAGAAACGGAAAUCCGCCGCCUCCUGUCGUUUCUAUGUCCCCGGGAGUGAUGCCAUUCUACGGCGACACCAGCGCCGGUUUCCGGCCAGCAGCUGGUUUUGGGAAUACCGUUUGGCACCAGGGAGUUACUCCCGUGGGAGCAGUUGCGGUUGAAACGUCAGCAGCACCAUGGCCGCCUCAGCAGUUCAUUCAACAAAUCCCAGCCCCGAACCAGCUCGAAGAGCUGAGGUAUCAUACCCAGUACACAGCCGCAGCGUCCUACCAUCCACAGCCAGUUGCAUAUCAGCAGCAGACUUUCAUUACAACGGAUCAGUCGGCGUUUCAACGCGCCGGGGCGACAGGACAAUACACAAUUACGGGGCAACCCUCGCCCUUGCCACCGGUCGCCCCACAAACGGUGCCAUCGACAGCUCAGAGGCCACUAAACGGUCAAUUCAUGGAUCCGGCUGCCACCGCGACCCAAUCAGUCGGUUAUGAAAGGCAGGAUUACGUCAAUGGUUACCAACAACAGGACGUGACGAUGGCACCGCCACCCUCAACCACCCCCACGAGUCGUAGCAGCUCGGUGCAUAUGGAUAAUCAACAGCAACAGCAGACCCCCCAGCAGCCGCAGUCGCAGCCCCAGCAACCCCAGACGGACACGCAGGUGAAGGGAUUCGCGACAAUCGCGGCCAGCAACGUGUCGGGAAACGAGAUGCCUGGGUAUCCACUUCAACCGGGCCCACAGAGUUUACACAACUCUAACGGAUAUCCAGGCUACGUGGAGAUGGGUCAGCAACAAGUACAGAACCAAUGGCAAUCGCAAGUGGCUCAGCAACAGUCGCACCAGCAGCAGCAACAGCAACAGCAGCACAUGCAGCGGCAGCACUCGGUACCAGACGGUGGCCAACGACACAUAUGGUCCGACACCAGUACUGCCGCGAAGAUGAACAACGUGAACAACAACAUGAGCUGGUCGGAUGGUACGUUGCAGCAGCAACAGCACCAACAGCAGAAACAGCCCCAGUCCCAGCAGCAAUCGGGUAUGCAGAGUAACAGUAUGAAAGCACAGGAGCAGCAACAGCAGCAAAGCAUGCAGAUGCAGGCACAGCAAGAGCUGCCCAGGCCAGCCAGCCACAUGAGCUGGGAGACCAGUAGCGUUAAGGAGCCGCAAACGCCGCAAUCGUGGUCAGACAAUACCGAUAAUCAGCAGCAACAAACUCAGGGUAACUGGUCCCGGCAGAGUCCGAAGUUGAGGGACAACCAGAAUCCAAGAUUAACACCCUCUAGUCAACAACAAUCCCAGCACCAAGGGUGGCUACAACAUUCGCCGAAGUUGUCGGACCAUCAGCAGAAUCCGUCUCACCAAAGCGCCAGAAUGACGCCAUCUGGUCAGCACAAUUGGCAGCAGAGUAGCCCGGAGAUGCAGGCGCAGCAGAACUCGAAUCAACAGAAUCCGAGGUUAACGCCGUCUGGUCAGCAGAUCACGCAACAACAGCAACAGCAGCAGCAGCAACAACAACAACAACAGCAACAGUGGUCGCAGCAAACGAAAAUUGAAAAGAAUCCCAGACUUACGCCGUCUAAUCAAAUGUCUUGGCCAGACACACCAACUAGUCAACCCAAUUGGUCGCCGAAUAGUAUAAAGAGCGACAGUAGUCAGCAACCUCAGCAGCAAUGGCCAGACUCUCAGCCUAGUCCGAGGAGAACGCCUGGUCACCAGCCGGCCGCGUGGCAGCCCCAACCGCCCGCGCAGGAGAACAAGAUGGACAAUCAGAUGUCGUGGUCGCCGAACUCGGUAACGGAGAAUCAGCCGACCUGGGGCCAGCAAGCGACCAAACAAGACAUGCAGAACUCCGGGGAAAGAGUGCUUUGGCAGCAGCAGGCAACGGACACCGGCAAACCAAACGGAUUUUCAGAUAAUCAAGAUGCUCAGGAGAGUAACGUAUUUGCUCAAUCUAAUCGUGUAAAUUUAAACAGCCGACUGAAAUCGAUGAUACUAAACAAGCAACAGCAACAACAGCAACAGCAACAGCAACAGCAACAGCAACAGCAACAGCAGCAGCAGCAGCAGCAACAGCAACAACAGCAGCAACAGCAACAGCAACAACAGUUGCAACAUCAGCAAAUGCAGCAGCAACAGUCUCAGCACCAGAUGAGUCAUCAAGAACAACAACACCACAAUCUUCACCAUCAAAUGCAGUCUCAGCACGUGAACAGCAACAGCGGAACGAACGGAGACUAUCACGCGGAGGAUCGGUUACGAGAGUCCCACGAGAACGCGGAGAAACUUCAAGAGAAACAAGCGGACCAGUAUUUGAAUCAAUCCAACAUCGUCACCAUGGCGCAAUCCAACGAAUCUUUGACCGGUAAUUUUUUAUUGCAUAGCCACCACCCUCGGGUCGAUAGUUUGCCCGAUGGUGGUGGCUUAUGGGAGUGGUCAGGAGGAGGUAACGCGUUGAACAACGGUAUAACGGCCAUAGACAGUUUCAUGAAGUACGACACGAGCGAGAAAACCGCGCACCAGAAACCGUGCGAGAAGCAACAACAAUCGCAGCAGCACGAGCAACAUCGCGAACAGACGCAACAGCAGAAGCAGCAAGAGCUGUGGAAGGAGGGAGGAUGCAAGAGCAACGACAAUCAGACCAUCGACGACAAGUCCUUUCAGAGGGAAUUGGGUAUAGAGCAGAACGACGAGAAAAUGUUCGAGAAGUGUCAGAAGAACGCCGACAAGGACAAGAGCGAAACGGAGAACGGCCUCGAGUUCCCAGAGACGUCACGCGUGGCCCUGGUAGCCGAGGACGAUCCACCGUACGUGGAAAGCACCGACAAGACGACGUCAUCGAACGCGAACAGCUCCAAUUGCGACUCGUCUCAGAUCAUCAAGCAGGAGAACGUCGGAGAUUACGGCUACUCGGGCUCCGAGUGCGUGCCCUCCCCGGCAGCUUCCUCGAAGAGCGAGAGCUGCGCGUCGAAAGAAAUCAAAAUCGAGCCCGAUCAAAGAUGCCACGAGGGCUCCAUCAGUUACAUGUUCCGCGGAGACGGUGGCCCCGCAAAAGUAUCGCCCGGCGUCGGUUCUUGGUGUUGCCGAAGAGGCGGCACCGAGCAGCCCACCCCCGAGCAUCUGCGCGAGGGUUGUUGCCAAGGUCUCCAGACCAGGGACGAGAUAUUGGCCGACUCAGCCGAGAAGUCCGACGUAAAGAACGAAGGUCCGCAGAGUCCUAGAAGCGGCGGUGUCCCGUCGACGACAAAAUUGCAAGAUCACUUGGACAAACUGAAGAACAAUGUCAGGACCGAAGUACCGGACUGCAACUGCUUCCCCGCCGAUAAAUGUCCGCCAGAGCCCGGCUCGUACUACACUCACCUCGGGGCGGCUGCAAACUUGCCCGACCUACGGAACGAUCUUGAAAGAAGAACCGGCCUUAAGGGAAACGCCAUAAGAUUCGAAAAGGUCAUCUACACUGGAAAGGAGGGCAAAACCACCCAGGGAUGUCCUAUGGCCAAGUGGAUAAUUCGACGAUCCGGCGUGGAAGAGAAGAUCCUAACCAUAGUGAAACAUCGUCAAGGACACAAGUGCCCGACAGCCUGGAUCGUCGUGGCUAUGGUCGCUUGGGAGGGUGUGCCAACCCACGAGGCCGAUCGGAUCUACUCCCUGUUGAGCCACAAAUUGAAUCGUUUCGGUCUUCCCACGACUAGGAGAUGUGGAACGAACGAACCGAGAACUUGUGCUUGCCAGGGACUCGAUCCCGACAGUUGCGGUGCGAGCUUCUCCUUUGGAUGUUCCUGGUCCAUGUAUUAUAAUGGUUGCAAAUACGCCAGAAGUAAAACCGUCCGUAAAUUUCGAUUGUCAGUGCGAUCAGAGGAGCAAGAAGUCGAAGAAAGAAUGCACGUCCUGGCAACACUCCUAUCGCCUCUUUAUCUCAGCCUCGCACCGGAAGCCUUCAACAAUCAGACGCAGUUCGAACGAGAAGCGAGCGAAUGCCGUUUAGGAUUCAAACCUGGCCGACCGUUCUCCGGUGUCACGGCCUGCAUUGACUUUUGCGCACACUCUCAUCGUGAUCUUCACAACAUGAACAAUGGAUGUACCGUGGUGGUGACGGUAACGAAACACCGAACUCUAUCCAAACCCGAAGACGAACAAUUGCACGUGCUUCCCCUUUACAUAAUGGACACCACGGAUGAGUACGGGUCAAAGGAUGGACAGGAUGAGAAGGUUCGCGCCGGAGCUGUAGAAGUUUUAUCAAAGUAUCCCUGCGAAGUCAGAGUCCGAUCAGUCCCCCUUCAACCCUGUAGACGACAUGGCAAGAAGAGAAAAGAGGACGAGCUCGACACGGUGACCAAUAAGAAGGACGGCUCGAAGAAUACCACCGAGAAAGUCUCGGAGCCAAGUCGUGUACAGGGACACCAAGAACCAGCAAGGCCGCAAAUGAGGGACCCACAACUGUCCCUGGAGAUGGCGUCCAUGUUCGAAGGGAUGGACGCGCAGUUACAGAGCUCCCAGGUAUCAUCUACCGUUCUAGACAGUCCGGUGUCCAUGUAUCAAGGUUGGGGUUGCCAGAACGAGCAGCAGUGGGGUAGGAACGGGUGGCUCGAUCAACGGAAGAACAACUGGUUGAAUCCGUGGGGCGAGUAUUCGUUCGGCGGUCUGGACAGAGACGUGAAAGUCGACCCCGACAGCACGAGUCUGGACGAUACAAGGCCUAGAAGCGCGAUUUCUCAGGACGAACAUCGGCCAGGUUCUCGCAAUUUGCCCAAUUCCACCAUAGACUCGCCGAGGAAUUGCUAUCCGCAUUCACCGAGGGCUCACCCCAUAUCACCUAGGAAUUCUCAUGCAGGAACGCCCGUGGAUGUUGCGUACUCCAUGUCACCGAGGGGUUGUCCUUCGACUCCUCAUGAACAGAAAAUGGCUCCGUCGAGAAACCCGGGAUACCCAGAAACGGGCUACAACCAUCCUCCCGCUGCUAGAAACUAUCCAAACGUCUACGAUAACAGACAAGCCAGUCCAUCCCCGAAGGCCAAUUGUCCGAGUUUCCAGCCUCAUUUAGAUCAAAGGGGCAUGCUCGUCCGUGCAAACCAACCGCACAAUCCGAACAGUCUACGUAACGUUGGCCAGGGUUGCGAUCAAUCGAAAUUAUCGUUCUCAAAACCAGUGCAAGAUUCUAGUCAGCAAAAAUACCCCAUGACGCAGAAUUACUUGGAGGCUCAGAAGUCGCAGAGCGAACAACACUUUGCGAAUAGAAUACAAGGCCACUACCCAUCGCACGCCGUUCAGUCGACGAGGAAUUUUCCAUACGAGGGUCAGCACAACGACCCCAACGCGGAUGUAUUCUCUGGGCUCUCGGUAUCCUCCUGUAUGGACAACGCUAGUCAUAAACCAUUCGGUGCUACGAAUCCGGAUCUAUUGCUUCACAAUCCUUCGCACCUGCCACCGAGUAAUCAGCAGACCGACGCUCACGCGUUAGGGACAAUCGAUCAAAGGAAAUAUCGCGCACAGAAACUGCAGGAACAGAAAUCGUCCGGAAUGAAUCAAAUGUCACCAGUCCCCUCCGAUCAAGCGGGCAGCUGGAACAUGCUUGGUUCUUGGUAUCCCGAACAAGUCAGGGCGUUCGACCAGCAGCAACAAACCUACAACGAUCAAGUGAACGCCGAAAGGAAUCAUCAAGCGCAAAUGGAGCACCAGAGAACCUUGAAUUGGAACGACAGGAUACCGCAUCCGGACCAAUCGAAGCAGCACAGCUGGGAAGCGCCGUCCGAUCCUUCUCCGUUUCGCGUACCAAAGGGUAGGCCACCGUCGAGGACAGCGGCCAACCAGAAUCCGGCCACGGAUAAUACAUAUCAAAAUUCUUCGAAUAGAACGUUCCUCAAGCCUCAGGAGCCGGCGCGUGGCGGCAUUUACGCGGACAGUCCUAGCAAUCCGUUACAAAACAGCGUAGCGACGCACCCGGGCAAUCAGCGGAGACCGGACUGGCCGGAGGACAAGAUGAAAGAAGGAUUCCACGAUGCCAGACAAAACGCCGCGAAUCCAAACUCGAACUGCUUCCCAUGGCCGGAGGAGAUGAAGCAAGUGCAAGACUUCCAUGCGAUGCAGGGCUUGGGACACCCCCACGCUUCUUUCCCUCAGUACGGGUACCCUACGUACCCUGUAUUCGACAAACCCUAUUCCAACACUUGGGAAGGCUACAACUACCACCAGCCGUAUCAUCCUCAAACGCCGGAGUAUCCGCCGAAAUUCUAUCAGCAACCAAAGAGAGAAGCUUGCUUCCCCUCGCCGCAGUACCCUUAUCAAGGAGUGCCCCCGUAUCAGGGCUUGAAUCCUGGCUGGGCUAGGUGGGACACUCCUCGAUGGGACAUAUACGGACCGCCACCUUACUUCCCAGUGUUACCGGAGCCACCGCCCAAAGCGGAGCCGCUCGGCGAGGUAGCAGAUUACUCCGACAACGAAGAGUGCUUCAAGGACUCGCAAAUGGGGGGAGUCGCGAUAGCGCUGGGCCAUGGCAGCGUCCUUUUUGAGUGCGCCAAGCACGAAAUGCACGCUACCACGGCCCUGAAGAAGCCCAACCGUAUCAACCCGACCAGAAUCAGCUUGGUCUUCUACCAGCACCGCAACCUCAACCGACCGAGACACGGUUGGGACGAGUGGGAAGAGAAGAUGCGACUCAGGAAGCUAGGCGUCACCGCCACGACCACCACCACCAGCUCGUCGACCACGUCGCAAACGUUAUCAACACCGUCGACACCCACCAGCCCAGCCAGCGCGACCACCACCGAGAAGACCACGCCGCUUCCUCACAUACCCAGCGUUCCCAGCUCCCAGUUCAUGAUGAGAUCGCCCACCUACACCACAAUGACCUGGACGACGCUCUUCCCCAUGCAUCCGUGCAUGAUAACUGGCCCGUAUCAGGAGGGUGGGGCCAUUGGAUGAGUGAUCGUCGGGGGCCACGGUUCCAGCCCUCGAUGACCACGAACCGUACCAGGAAUCGAUCGAUCUCGUCGCUGAACAGGCAACACCGAUCAACGAGCCUUACGUGAACCAGCGACACACCACCGAGCACACCCACGACUUGGGAACCUUAGCCGAACGUUCGACGUGAUCACAUGAGGUAAAUCACGCGAACCGACCGAGAAUUACCCUCGAAGGGAUCAAAGACCAAACGCGACGAAACCCGUUACCACGAGGGAUCGUCCACGGUACCGUCGUCGUUGUCCUAGACGCGUAUAAUUGUUUACCGAAGCGAGUACACGUUUGCACUGCCAUUUUUCUAUUUCACGUUUUUUCGGAGGAAUGCAACGUUAGACCGCGGGUUGAAACCGAGGUGACGAGCAUAUGGGAAUGAGUCAGGUGAAACUGAACACAGAUUCGCACGAGAGGAACAUCGCAGAAUACAAUUUUAAUCGGGGCUUCCCUUUUUAUAUGGAUCUUUUACACGAAUCACGGUAGGAUGUCGCGAGCGUACGGAGACGGGGGAGAAUCGGAGACGAUACAGGGAUCCCUCGUCGUGUUCAGGACGUCGUCGAAGGAGCAUGAAGACGUGACAAGGCAGCCAGGAGGAGGGACAGGCUGGAAGAAUACAUGAUUGAGGCUGAUUCACGGUAAUCGAAGAAACGAAACGCGCGGGUAGUGAAUCGGCUACGUUUUGUCGUACGCAGAGAGACUUCGACAGAGUAGAUUGCGAGAGAAUAUUAUGGAUAAACGCCAUGAGAUAGGAGGAUGAAAGGGUGAAAGGAUGAAGGAACGUAGCGCAUCCGAUUGUACAUUUUUUUAAAUGGUUUCGUGUUGGUAGAAUCGUAAUCGUAUUUAGCUAGUCCAAGCCUAGAUGACAAACAUUUCGCGACGUUAACCAGAGGUGGCAAGUAUGUACGCUGACGAUACGCGCGCGCGCGCGCGCGCCGGUACAAAUUUUUGUACAAAAGCCAAUCCACUUUGUAUAGUCACGCAGAGAGAUCGAUCCUCUGCCAUUUUUUUCAUACAUUUUCUAUAUAUAUAUUUUUUUUUUCAUUUUUUUUUCUGUAAUAUGUACACGCCGUGCAUCAUCGACACAACCAUACGCAGAGCCAAAUCGUCCGAUUAAUCGCCAACGGUAGAUUCGUCAACCCAAAACCCCCCCAGAUCCCUCGAAAAUCGUUAGUUUCGAAUCGAUUCUUUGCGAAAGUCGUUUGCACAAUCACGACGAGACUCCACGGGCGUGAGGUGCCGGGUAUCCCGCCACGAACACACGCAACACACACACACACAUACACACACGAAAAUGAUCUCAAUUUUUUAAGGUAAUCAAUUAAACGGUAAUUAUCAACGUUUAAUUUUUUUUUUCUUUUUUGUUUUGCUCGCAACAUCUCUCUCUCUCUUCUUUGUUUUCGUUCGCCUAUUGUACAUUGCGCUUGUUAAUCAUCGUAUUUAUUUGUAAUUCUGCACGUGUUUGCACCCGUAGCUCUUAUCACUGUGUACCACGUACUGAUUAAGAACGAACACUCAACGGAGAGACACACGCGACUAUUAAUUACUAACCAAUUCCCGUCCUUAGGGUCGGCUGAGUACAAAGCAUCUUUCUAACUAAUCACCUGAGUGACAAAACGAGUAACGAGUAACGAGCAACCAAACGAGCGAGCAAGCAAACAGGGACGCGAGAAAAGUUAAAAAAGAAAAGAAAAGAAAGAAAAAAAAGGAAAACAUCUCGUUGUCGUCUUCUUCGUCAGCUACGUUCUUCCGACUGUUUUUCCAAGCCUUUUAGAGUCUAGCAACGAUUCCACGAUCCCACGAUCCGCGGCUGGGAUCAUCGGAUCGCCUUCGUAGCCUUCCGAGAGGGCGUACCUCCGUGCGAGCGGAGGACACGCGUAUAAUAUUUCCAGACGUCGAACGUUCACGCGCUUGGACGGCCAUCGGAAUCUGGAAGUUCGACGUAGACGCCAGAGUCCGAACAACUCGCGGAGCCAAAACGAAUCCACGCGUUUAGCGCGUCGUUCGAACCCCCGCCCCCACCCCCCUUCAUCCCUAUUUUCCUGUAAAUAAUCUAGCUGCGACUUGCGUUGCGACUCCCCCGCCCCCUCAACUCCCUGCCCCAUCAAUGUUAGACCUACGUGUUUUUUCUUUCUUUUAUCGCGUUUUAAUCUUUGUUUCUUUUUUGUAAUCAUUUGUCAUAGCGAUCGAUAGGGAUUAAGGAUCAAUAUUACCGUCGUCGGUAGCGAACGGGAGGAGGUGCGCGAGAACGCCGAUCGAGAGACACGCGGGGACGCGUUUUAGGGUGGAGGACCAGCUUCGAUGUCCGAUAAACGACGAGGGCGGUUUGUUUAUUCGUUGGGGGGAACAAUUGCUCCGUGGCAAGUGGACGAAUCGACUUGGGAGAUCCCUACGCAGAGAAACUGCCUAGAGGAACUCUUCUACCUGUCACUGUCUUGGCCAGGUAGCUUGUACACUCAACGUCUGCAACUCUCGGUACUCCUUGAACCUCUUACCCAAGUCAGUUCUUUUACUUGCCAGCUCUUUUGUUCCCUAAAACCUCUUCCUCUUACCAAGUUCAUACUUUCGCUUGCCUCGGAGCAUAGUUUCAAUUAAACGCCAUUCCUCCGACUCCGUUCAUUGCCUCUCGAAUAUUCGACGCCGCUGUCGAACAGACCGGAAGUCGAGUCUUCGCCCACGCGUGUUCUUGGGGGUCUCGCGAAGACAUAGGGUGGUUCGAGGACGACACACACCGAAUCGACAGGCGCGAGAAGGGAAAAAGGGAACUACAAUAGACGCGUCCAACACCCUCGCCCAUCGAAGUAUUAUAAGAAUCAUUAAUAUAUUAUCAUUCAUUAUUAUCAUAACGUAGUAGUAAUAAUAAUUAUUAGCGGCAAACAGUAAUAAUUAAUAAUAUAAUCUAAUUUAAUCGAUUAUUUAUUGAUUAAGUUUUCGAUGAAACGCGUUGUUCUAUUUGCUAUUCGAUUUUUUCAUUAAAGUUUUGUUGCGCUUUUUGGGCGGCCCAACCCCCUCCCCCCCACUCACCUCCCUACCCCCAACCACCAUGAUCGAGUCGAAAGUGCACAGAGCCUCUUGUGGUUCGGUUUCUUUUUCCAGUCGUACGUCCAGUUCUUUUCUGAUAUUUUAUCUCUGUUUUCCCCCCGCGAUCGUAAACGAAAAGAAAACAGAGAAUAGGCGAGCUCGCGCCUCUUAAACGCUAGUCGUCCCUUGUAUGAUAUCUUUUACUCUUUCUUCUUUUUAAUCACUUUACCUUACACCCUGUAACAAGGCAAGCUUUGCUCGCGCAAAGCGCCAAUCCGUUCCUCGGUUUUCACGCGCGACCCCGGGGUCCCUAGGUUGUAAAACCACGAAGAAAAAUCGCGAAACCGACGUCCGAUCGACGGUGGACACUAUUUUUUAACACGAGUACCGUUCCUCGAUCAGUCCCCCUCGAGAACGCGAAUCGAUCUCAGUCAGUCAAUUAAGGAUAAAAAGGAAAAAUGUAAUCGCGCUGAAACCGCAAACAAAAAUCGCCGUGAGCUAGGCUCGACGUCCUUUCUUUUUGCUGGCGAUCGGUUCGAUCGCAGAUCUUCUUGUUUCCCAUUCACUGUUCGUCGAGGAUGAAUCAUAGAAAUAUUAUAGAUAGAAUAGGGGACCGUACAAUAGCUGACAAGAGAAAGAAGCGGUACCCUGUCGGUUUUUAACUACCACUGCAUGUUUAUAUAAUUUGUAUGGUAACGAUUAUUGGUUACCGUUUAUACCAGGGAUCUCUAACGUCAUCAAAUUGUUUUAAUUUCAUUGUAAAAUUUACAAUAUAAAGUAUAUCAUACAAAGUAAUAAGAUUAAAAUGGAAGAACGAAAGGGAGUCGAUAGGCCGAUGCUCAAAUUGCUGUGUUUCUUUCUUUUUCUUCUUCUUCGUUUUGUAUAAUUUCCUGCCAACGAGACCCGGAGACACGGGAUUUAAAACGCGACGAUGCCAAAAUAGUAUUAAAGGUAAUAAUUAGGGGCGUGUAAACGAGGGGAAUUUCACUCGUGUGUAGCUGUUAUACGAAUAAUACCGUCUCGGGGCUGCAAGUAUGUGUGAACGAGCGAGAGAAUCGAUCAGUUUUCUUUUUUCUCUUUUUUUUUGAAAGUUGAGGAAACAGAGGGAUUAAAAGAAUAAUAUCGAAGAGUUAACGUUUUGCCCGAAAUUUGUAUUUUGCGAGUGGAGAAACGCGAUGGUUUACGAUUUCGAACGAGUGAAGCGAAACGAGAGGAUAAACAAAAAAAAACUAAGAAAGAAAGAGGUUGAAACUGUAUUUUUUCUUCCAAUGCCAAAAAGAUGCCAUUUUGUUUUGUACGAAAAAGCUUAUGAAAAACUCACAAAAAAAAAGAUAAGAGAAAGAGUAUGAAACGAAAGAAGAGGAACAAUGGGUAUGCGAGGUUUGAUGGAUGACGCGUUGAUGAGGAAGAACAAGUUUUUUAAAUAGUUUGUAGCGAACGUAUAUAUAUAUAUAUAUAUAUAUAUAUAUAUAUAUAUAUAUAUAUAUAGAUGUAAUUAUGAUGGAAAAAGAAAAUUACAAAACAACACAACAAAUAUACUUGAGGUAUAUUCUGUCUCGUGAGAAAUAAAAAAAAAAACACUUAUGUCCGCCUUAUGAAACGAUGAUGCAGAAUAACAAUAGGGAGAUUGAUUUAUAAGAAUCGACAAAAAAUAAUAAUAAUAAUAAUAGUAACAAUAAUAAUAAUAAUAAAGUAAUUGAUUAAUUAACAAUAAAUAUUUGUAGCGUGCAGUGACAGUGACAGAGUUCUUUUGCGAAUGGGAAAGAAGCAAGAAGGAACACGAAACUAAAUAAAAACCGUAGCAUAAUGAGAGAGCAUACCUGGGGUGCGAAAAUCGUGAGACGUACGCGUAUUUAUACCAUUUGUUUCUGGUCGACAAGGUAUAUACAUGUACAUACAUGUCAACACAUGUGUACAUGUUAAUUUAUGUACACGUACAGCCAGUACCAUAAGUACUCGUACCCUUUAUGUCUAUCGAAAACAUAUUUUUAAAUUAACUGAUAAGUUUGAUGUUAUCAAAUGAAUUUUUCAUUAUAAAUAUAUACAUGCAUGAAGUUUAUUCAUGUACAUAUUUACAAUGAAACGCGUGAAGUUUAAUCAAGUGCGUAUUUACAAUGAAACAUGUGUACAAUUCAUUCAUGUACAUAUUUAUAAUUAAACAUAUAACAUAUAACAAACAUAUAACAAACAUAUAACAAACAGCUACAAAAACCUGUCGCUCAAUUUAAGUAAACAUCUUCGAUAAACAUAGAGGAUACCAAUACUUAGCAAACUGCCUGUAUAUACAAUACAUAAUACAUACAUAUAAACUUGUAUACAUUAUAUAUUGCAUAUGUUGUGUAUAUAAAUUUUUAAAACACAUUUGUGUAUGCAAGUAUGUACAUACAUAUGUAUGCAUGCAUGUACGUAUGUACUUACAUAUGCAAAAGCGUGUAUGUGCUUGUAUGCACAUACAGGGUGUCCCUAUAAAUCGAGAAGACCGCGGACUCGACGAAAGCAGAGAGAGAGACAGAAAAAAAAAAGAAUGGAAAAGAAGGCUCGCUCACAAUUUUUGCACUUUGGUACCAAAAUGUAUCCCCCCCAAUCACCCCCCAACCCCCCUACCCGGGUCACCCCAAAAAGAAUAGGGCAUACGAAUAUAGCGCUACGUAUACACCGACUACAUAUGUGUACAUAUAUUUUUGGAUAAAGAACCAUGGAGAAAUUUUAAAUCGAAAUUCGAGCCGCGACCCUGACCAGAGGUUGUCCCGAUGGAUCAUUCCGCUUUUUCUUUUUUUUAUUUUCUCGGCGUCAGGAUCGUCGAUGGACGAUAAAAAAAAAAUGAAUAUAGGAAGCGAGCGGAAAGUGGUGUGAUUAGUAUAAGAAGGAAAAAAUGAUUAAACCUUUUCUUUCGCGCGUAGUUUAAAUGGAAAUCGUAUCAUCUCUUUUUUUCAUUUUUUCUUUUCGCUCGCGAAAUCGUCGACGAUCCACGGAACCGAGAAGGAUCCACGGAUCCAUGGAUCGGUUGAAAAUAUGCCGGAGCGCGCCUAGAUCCAUCGAGGGAACCCACAGCUCGCGUCGGGCCCAAAUGUAUUUAUAAAUAUUUAUUUACGCGAGAUUAAAUGAUGAAAUGGAAAUAAAAACGACGAAUGGGAGAAAAAUCUAAUAUAUUGACGAUUUAAAAUAGAUGGUCGUAAGUUAAGAUGUAAGUUUUAUAAUGAAUAUAUAAAUAUAUAUACACGUACACGUGUACGUGUAUGUGUAUUUGUUUACAUGUAAAGCGUUUUACCGUCUUUCGCCGUUCGAUUGCGCCACAAAAAAAAAAAGAUUAAACAAACGAGCCGAACCAGCGAAAGGACUAGCGAAGCAAUCGUGUGGAAAGAGGAUGUAUCUCGACUCGAAAAAUCGGUCAACGGUAAACGAAACGAUAUUGCGAAAUGGGAAAAAUGUUUUUUUGUUCGUAACCGUCUUGUUUCUUGUGUUUUCUAUUUUGAUUUUUUUUUUCAUUGGAAUCGCGCAGGGAGGCGGCGACGUGAAAAAUGAAAAGUGGAAAAAAAAACAAAGUGGAGGAACGAAGAAACGAGCAUCGAUCGACGCGCAUCUCGAUCGGCCGCUACGGCUCAGGAAUUUUCGAAAUGCGCGUGGCGUGAUGACCGAUUUAAAAUAAACAAAAAAAUUAAACAACGCGGGUGUGCUUGAGCGAUGAAUCACAGUAUGCUUAGAGUUUAGUAGCGAUUUGUAGACGAUAAGUAAUAGAAUGUAAACUGAUCAUUGCUAUCGAUGACUAUUAUCGACGUAAGAGUACAUUUAGAAUGAUGAAUAUGUUAUAAGUAAGAUGUAAUUGUCCUUUGUGAAUAUACAUAAGAGAGAAAUGAGAAAUACAAGAAACUUUUAUGAGUA
Messenger RNA from Hylaeus volcanicus, 17461 nucleotides. RefSeq names its product methylcytosine dioxygenase TET-like (gene Tet). Gene Ontology annotation, biological process: positive regulation of transcription by RNA polymerase II; oxidative demethylation. The record is from RefSeq and is a predicted model, not a curated record. NCBI's taxonomy places the organism in Eukaryota, Metazoa, Arthropoda, Insecta, Hymenoptera, Colletidae. Bases 2255 to 10531 code for a protein of 2758 amino acids. Gene Ontology annotation, molecular function: zinc ion binding; DNA 5-methylcytosine dioxygenase activity; DNA binding. The transcript is spliced from 12 exons. Gene Ontology annotation, cellular component: nucleus.